Messenger RNA from Capsella rubella, 1053 nucleotides. Its product is annotated as methyltransferase-like protein 23. Bases 134 to 769 code for a protein of 211 amino acids. The record is from RefSeq and is a predicted model, not a curated record. The transcript is spliced from 7 exons. Lineage: Eukaryota; Viridiplantae; Streptophyta; Magnoliopsida; Brassicales; Brassicaceae. Gene Ontology annotation, cellular component: cytoplasm; nucleus.
UUUUAUAGCCAACUAAUCAUAUCACUCACUUCUCUACUAACCGAUGUGGGACAAAUUACAGUUUCAAAUAUCUCUUCUUCGGUUUUCUCCUUCUUAAAAGUUUAAACCCCCAAAUUAGGGAUAACUUUUUUAAAUGAUGACGACGACGACGACGAUUUCUCAGCAUGAUUUCUAUGGCGAUGAAGAUUCGGAAACUUCAGUUUCUGUAUCUGUCAUUGAGAAUAUGAAGGAAGAGUAUGGAUUGUUUGUUUGGCCUUGUAGCGUUAUCCUCGCUGAGUAUGUUUGGCAACACAGAUCUCGAUUUCAUGGCUCUUCAGUUCUCGAGCUUGGAGCUGGUACUUCCUUGCCUGGUUUAGUAGCUGCAAAGGUUGGAGCUAAUGUCAUUCUUACUGAUGAUGCAACUAAACCUGAGGUUUUGGACAAUAUGAGAAGAGUCUGUGAGCUUAACAAGCUGAACUGUAAUGUGAUGGGUCUCACUUGGGGAGUGUGGGAUGCACCGAUAUUCGACCUGCGCCCUAACAUUAUACUUGGGGCGGAUGUACUCUAUGAUUCAAGUGCAUUUGAUGAUCUCUUUGCGACUGUCUCAUUUCUGCUCCAAAAUUCUCCGGAUGCAGUUUUUAUUACCACAUAUCAUAACAGGAGUUUUUUUUUUUUUUUUUGUAAGUGGGCAUCAUCUAAUCGAGUUCCUGAUGGUAAAAUGGGGCCUCAAGUGCGUUCAACUUCGAGAUGGCUUCUCGUUCUUGCCUUCCCACAAGGCUUCUGUACUUAGUGGAAACAUUCAGUUGGUUGAGAUCGUAUUGAGUUCCAUAAAACAGCAGUUUGUUUGACUGUAACAGCCAUCUAAGUGGAUAAUAACCAAGAUCAAAGAGGUAUAACAUUUACUUCAUUGUAAGAUAAUCCACAGUUACUCUACUAUAGAAAGUGAUAAGCAGGAAUCCCUGAACUAGGGAUUUUAGUUUAAUCAAACGCAUAUACUUGUAAACAAGGAUCGGUGUAGCAUAGCCAAAGUUAGAUAGACUUUGACAAAGCUCCUUAGUGAUUGUUGAUUUCUUC